Messenger RNA from Ylistrum balloti, 4272 nucleotides. RefSeq names its product WD repeat-containing protein 13-like. The record is from RefSeq and is a predicted model, not a curated record. Gene Ontology annotation, cellular component: nucleus. NCBI's taxonomy places the organism in Eukaryota, Metazoa, Mollusca, Bivalvia, Pectinida, Pectinidae. Gene Ontology annotation, molecular function: protein binding; promoter-specific chromatin binding. The coding region runs from base 1 to 1464 and encodes 487 amino acids. The transcript is spliced from 13 exons.
AUGGCAGCGGUCUGGCAACAAGCACUUGCUUUAGAUGCAAAAUACAACGCUUACAGGACUCCAAACAACCCACAGUUUAGAACAUUAUACAUCAGAAGAAGAAGCCAAUUGCUUAGAGAGAAUGCCAAAUCAGGUCAACGGGAUCCAGCUGUUCGAAAGGAAUACCUUCAUCAACGGGCACAGUUACUGACAUCCCGAUACGGAAGUCCAGCUUUUUCUGACCAGGGGAGUAUCAGAAGUCGGUCCUUCAGUAUAAGGAGUAUAAGCAGAAACACUAUGGAGAGUUUUGACAAUCUAGCUAUUGGUGUGGAUGGGAAGAAGCAUCACAGACGCCAUCAGAGUGCUGGGUCAUUCAAACAUGUGUAUGAGGGACCAAUGAAGCGUGUAUAUGACAGUAUAGAAGUGGUGCCAACUCGGGAGGCUGAAGCCAGCAGAGCGAUGGCUGGAGGCAAGACUGUGUCAGAAAACUAUGCUUUUACAGGAAUGCAUCAUAUAUUUGAUCAGCAUAAGGAAUCAGUGACAAGUGUAAAAUUUGCUAAUGAUGACAAGUCCCGUGUAGCAUGCUCAUCACUGGAUGGUACUCUGUCCAUCUGCCAAGUCAUCCCUCCUCCAGCCACUGUUAUUUGUAUGUUGAACGGACACUCAGCUGGAGUAACAGAUUUUGUGUGGUCUCUGUCUAAUGAUGUGAUCCUAUCAGUGUCGUUUGAUGGUACAGCUAGACUGUGGGAUGUUGCUGCGGGCAAGUGCAUGCGAGUCAUCAAUGACAACACAGGAGCAGAACUACUUUGUUGUGUGUUUCAACCCCUCAACAACAACAUGUUUGUUACAGGUAACAGUAAAGGACAGGUGCAAAUGAUGAAUGUGUCUACAGGAAAAGGAAACAAGGGAGGAAGUAGUAAAGUGACGGGUAAGGCAAUGGCUUUGGCCUUUGACACGACAGGUCGCAUCCUCUGGGCAGGCGAUGACAAGGGGUCAAUCUUCUCUUUCACUGUAGAUGUGGCUACAGGGAAACUUACAAAAACACGAAGAAUAACGGUGAGCGAUGGAAGUGCCAUUACCAGUAUCUCCUCUCGCUCCUGGAUCAGUCGAGAAGCACGAGAUCCAUCACUCUUGGUCAACAGCUGUAUCAGUGCUAUGUGCCUUUUCAAGGUGGUGACAGAUGAUGGGGGUUUACAGCUAAAGAAGACAUUCCCAGUGAAACAGAAGAAGUGUCAUAUCCGUAGUACCUUUUGUCCUCUCAUGUCUUUCCGUCAGGGAGCUUGUGUAGUGUCUGGCAGUGAGGACAUGUGUGUAUACUUCUUUGAUGUUGGUAAGGACAACAAACCUUGUGUCAACAAACUGCUCGGUCACUCAGCUCCUGUGUUAGAUGUAUGUUUCAACUGUGAUGAGAGCCUGCUUGCCUCAUGUGAUGAACUAGGAAUGGUGAUCAUCUGGAAGCGAGAAGGAAAGCAGGGGAUGAUUUAAUGGCUGUGUGUAAUUUCAUGCUAUCUGACCCUGGGGUUACUGGUAUAUCAGAUGUACACAGGGCCUCAUUAUUAUCUCUGUUGAUUCUUAGAGUCAUAUCAUUCAAGAUAAUUCUUCAUUCUAUAAUUCUAAUAUUAGUUCAUUGACAGUGACCUACAAUAGUGUCGCAGGAUUUCUAAUCAAUUUUCCGUUUUGAUUCAUUCUGGAGCCAUUUUAUUGUGCAAUAAGUGAGUGAGAGUUUAGUGUGCUAUUGUUAAUCUGUUACCAUUUAAUGAUAGGUGGUUGUUGGUGACCAAGUGAUGAGAGGAGGAGGCGGAUAAUGUUAAUCAAAGUAUUGGUGUUUCCUUUCUAGAAAUGAUCAGAAGUGUCCAGAAGUCUAGAAUUCCUAACACUACACAGUAUACUUUGUUCUACUGAUGAGUCCUACAGGAUUCAGAGUCAUGUUACAGAAAAUCAAGUCUUAUCAACACAUUACACCUCUGACCAUUUCUGGCCAGUCACUGUCUAGAUGGUAAAGAAUACCUUGUGAUUUUUAAUAUAUAAUUUUGUCACUUUGUGUGUCCCUCACACAGCUUGUGUACUAGAUAUUUCCUGAACAUAUUUAGUCCAUAUUCAAACCACAGUAUCACAAAAUUGUGUGUAUCUGUAAAGAUUUCAAAGUCAAAGGUAAAACUUGACAGCUUUCAAAAUAAUAAAUAACCUCUGAGUAGAUUUAGUUAGUCAUAUCAUAUUGUUACAACACAAACUUUGAAAUUAUACUUGAUAGUCAUUGGUUGAGGUUAAAGGUCAUAUAUGACAAAGUUUUAAAUAGAAGCUUGUGAACAAGAUGGCAUUAGUAUCUCAUAAUCUCCUAAAGAGAUUGAGUUCAUAUUUACAUCAUAGUAACAUAACUUGAAAUCUUCCAUGUAUUACACAGAUAUUUGUUUUUCAGCUGCCAAAAAGAAAUGGUCACUGGUUACACUUGACCACUUUUGAAAUAAAAAGCUUGUGUGCGAGAUAUCAUAUUCAAAAAAUAGCAUUACAACAUGUUACAUGCAUUCUUAAGAUUUUUCCUGGUCGUUGUUAAGGUUGAAAAGUCAAAGGUAACACUUAGCAAAUUUGAAAUAAAAACAUAAGGGAGUAAGAGGUAUAUCUAUCAUAGCACCUGCUUAUUUAAUUAUUUUCUUUUGCUUGUAAUAUGAAUGAGUUCUGUUUAGUUAGUCGGUUUAUUGAUUGUUAAUUUAUUUUGUUAUGCUUUUUUUAUUUAGAUAUAAAUGUAUUCAGUUGAUAACGACCAUCUCGUACACUGUGUACGUCAGUGCUAGUAUGCUCUACACUGGUCACUUGUCUGAUGAAGGUGACAGAGUUGUCAUCAAAACCUCACACUAUUCUUCUGAUUGUGUGAUGAGAAUUUCUAUUAUAAUGGUUCAUGGUGAAAUGUAAGAAAGCCUUACUCCAAGUAGUGAGACAUUCUUCACCAUGAAAAGUGAGAGCAUCGGCUCAUUGGAUGAUAGACUUACAUUAGUUACAGACCAAUUUUCUGUUUGACUUUAGAGGCUUCUGUCUGUACUUUUAAUACUGCAGAAAUCGGUUACUUGACUAUGAAGAAAGAGUGCUAACAUAUCUAUGUCAGAGAAUAUCCAUUUUCUGAAAUGGUCCACAAAGAUAGGAAUAAUUCAGUUCUUUGUGUUUUUGUGUCUACAUGUAACUUGUAGAGUCUCCUUAUGAUUGUGUCCUAUGAUUCUGUUAGGGUUAUUUAGGAGAGUAACUUAAUAUGUCUGUGAUGUAAAACUUAAGGACAUUUUUUUUCCAUUUACAAUAAAUGUGAUAGUUCUCUAAGCAUUCCUGUAAUUGAAAUGUCAAAGUGUUGCAGUUUUCCACAUUCCACUUGAAAGUUAAAUUGAUAUUUCAUAUAAAUGUUAAUAAUCUGUGUAUUUACUGCUUCCAAACGGUUUGUCAUAGAUUUUUUUUUAUUUUACAACACGACAUACCGGUAACUUAUAAUGAAUAUUCUACAAAUAUUCCAGACUUGUUUGAAUCCCGAGUAUCAUGAAGCCAUCAAUUUAUGUUGAUUUCGUGGAUACUGUUUAUUCACCAAUUCAUGUGUUACCAGAUGAAUGAAUCAAACAGCAGAUUUUAGUAUGGGUGGAAUUCUAUCUAUAACACAAAAUCAAGUGCCCAUGUAAAAAUUAUUGUUUGAAAAACCAUGUAACCUAAUCCACAUGAAAACGUGAUUUCACAGUACCAUGAAAUUGAUUACACCUGGAAAUGGAACUUCUGUGUGACAAGGAUACUGUUAAACCUAUAUACUUGUACUUAACUAAGUGAUGUUUGAUACAAGAUGUGCCUUAAUUUCUGUCCUUGGUGUUUACAUAGGUUUUAAUUAUGUCAAGGAUACCUACUAAUGUAUGUUAUAUAACACGUGCAAUAUAAGUUAUAAUUGUAAAUCUGUUGUUAUUUGCAGUAUGUGUUUAAGUUGAUGGUUUCAUGCAAAACAUUGGAUUUCCUGUGUUUUAUCAUAUUGAAAAUCAUAUUAUUACAGAAAGCUCAAUUUGCUGACAGGUAUAUCCUAUACGUCCAUAUGUUUAUAUUGUUGUGACCUAGCUAUGUCAUAUUGUUAAAGUGUUUACAACAUCUUGUCAUUUUUUCAUUGUUGACACGUUUAUUUCAUAUUGCUAGUGCUGUGACAUCUGUCAUGUUGCCACAUUGUGACAUAUUGAUGUCAUUCUGCUACAGUGUUGUGAUAUGUCAUAAUGCUAGUGUUGUAAUAUAUCAUAUUGUUACACUGUUGUAAUAUAUCAUAUUGUUACAUUGUUGUAAUAUGUCAUA